AUGAAGUUUCAAUCAACGGUUGUGGCGAUCGCAUGCGUCGUCGUAGGGUUGACGGCACUAGCUGAUGGGGCGACUAUUAAACAUCGGGAUGAAAGUAAAAACAAGAAUAACAAUAUCAAAAACAAGGACAAGGACAAAAAAGAUGAUCGCAACCACAAUCCAUAUAUGCUAUCAGCUGCUGAGGAACGCUUUUCCUCCUGUGGAAAUCCCAACAGUGAUUUCUUCAAGGUAGACUCGAUUAGUUCGAACCGUCAUUUGUGUUCUGGCUGCAAGGCCUGUAUCGAUAUCGGGGGUUCGCUUAAGGGCCGAAUCGAGAAGGGGGCCCAAGUCCGUCUAAAGAUCACGAAGUUUUUUCUACCGGUGUAUGAAAAGACCUUUGAUUUAUGUUCUAUUUUGGAAGAUACAGAGGGAGAUGUUCGUUGCCCUAUUGAAGCUUCAAACAAUCAUCUUCAUGCAUGUAUACCUUUAGACACGUCUAUUCCCACGAAUAUUGCGGCCAGUUCUACGUUAUCUGCAGUGACAGCAAAUUACGAGCCAUUAUUUUGUAUAACAGGCAAUGCCAUGAUCGAAUCCAAUUGUCCCAGCGAUGCUUGUGAUCAGUAG
This is a messenger RNA of Lobosporangium transversale, 603 nucleotides long. RefSeq lists its product as hypothetical. The record is from RefSeq and is a predicted model, not a curated record. NCBI's taxonomy places the organism in Eukaryota, Fungi, Mortierellomycota, Mortierellomycetes, Mortierellales, Mortierellaceae. The transcript has 2 exons. Bases 1 to 603 code for a protein of 200 amino acids.